UGCAAAGCUCAGUGUUGAUACGCAGCAAUGGCGGCUUCCAACUUAAACGUGGAAAGUGUAAUAGGACUGUUAAAUGACCGUUUAACAAAACUGGGAUUUGAAGUGUACCCGUUAAAGAUUGGCUGGUAUAACUCUGUGCUGCCUCCCACUCUGCACCUGUCUUACCCCGAUGACACCCUGGCUGUGGUGGUCCUCAGCACUCCUGCCAUGUUUGAACAAGCCUUCCUGCCCUUCCUGGAGCAAAGGUGUUACCAGGGGCUUUCUGACCCCAUAGACCAGUGUGUUAAACAAUGCGUCACCUCUGCUGUCUCACAGUGUUUUCCAGGUCAGAAGGUGGAUGUGAGGUAUGACUAUGAGCUGCUGCCCAGCAGGAAACCCAAGUUCUUGGCCCAGACUGCAGCUCACGUAUCUGGAGCAGCUUUUUACUACCAAAAGGCCGAUGUCACAGACCAGCCCUGGGCUGAAAAAAAAAUGUUUGGAGUGUGUGUGCAUCCAAGGUUUGGUGGCUGGUUUGCCAUCAGAGCUCUGUUGCUGUUUGGAGAUAUCACGGCGGGCUUUGAGCUGGUGCAGCCUGUUCCUCCUGACAGUGUGCCGUCCAGAGAGGGCAGGAUAAAGCUGCUGGAGGCUUUUAACUUUCACUGGCAGGACUGGACUUACCGAGACAUUAUCAGCCCAGUCCAGACCUACUCUCAGAAACAGAGGGACUACUUCUCCACUCCCCCUGCUCAGCGUCUGACUCUGCUCAGGACUUGGGGCUAUCUGCCAAGUGACAGUGACCAACCUGAUCCCACCUUGGACACAGAGAGUCAAGAGACUGGACAUGGGUGAAUUAUGGAAGUACUGCCCAUCCUUUCUGAGUACAAACCUCUCCUGUUUUUCAACAAUUUUAGUUGGUCGAACAUUUUUUUAAAUUAAAAAAUGAGACCAAAGCUGUUCUUUUAAGCGUGAUUUUUUUUUUUUUUAACUGAAAGCUACUUUUCCAGUACUUGAAUACUUCAAUUCUGUGUUUUUUAAAGUUUAACACUACAGAAAGCUUCCUCACAGCACCCCUAUGCCUUCUGUUAUCAGAAAAUAGCUCAUAGUGUUGAGUGGACAUGUGUCCUCUUCAUCAAAAGAGAAGUUAGUUAGUUUAGUUUUUGUUGUAUCCUAUCAGAAUGUAGAUGUCCAAAUAGCAACAGGAAUAUUUUGUUUCACAUUUUGGAUUCGUGUUGGAUAUUCAAGAAGCCAUGUAUCACCACCACGUUUACAUUUGCAUGUACGUGCCGUCAUCACAAAAAAGAACACUCAUUUUUUGUUUUUCUUCACUACAUUUUUGUUUGAUUUUACAGCGAUGCUGUUGUGCUUGCCAACGAGGGUUUCUCCACCAAGUACUAAGUCAUGUUUUGCUUGGGAUCAAAUACUUAUUUCACUCCAUGACGUGCAAAUCAAUUCAUAACUUUUAUGUAAUGUGUUAUUUU
Messenger RNA from Archocentrus centrarchus (flier cichlid), 1457 nucleotides. It is a transcript of the gene mmachc, whose product is annotated as metabolism of cobalamin associated C. The record is from RefSeq and is a predicted model, not a curated record. Gene Ontology annotation, molecular function: demethylase activity; cyanocobalamin reductase (cyanide-eliminating) (NADP+) activity; FAD binding. The transcript has 5 exons. Gene Ontology annotation, biological process: cobalamin metabolic process. Gene Ontology annotation, cellular component: cytoplasm. The coding region runs from base 28 to 828 and encodes 266 amino acids. NCBI's taxonomy places the organism in Eukaryota, Metazoa, Chordata, Actinopteri, Cichliformes, Cichlidae.